Molecule: messenger RNA, 1135 nt
Organism: Quercus robur (English oak)
Lineage: Eukaryota; Viridiplantae; Streptophyta; Magnoliopsida; Fagales; Fagaceae
Product: protein OXIDATIVE STRESS 3 LIKE 1
Exons: 2
Coding region: 140-898 (252 amino acids)
Source: RefSeq, a predicted model, not a curated record
AUACACACACAUACAGGUCUUUAAAUAAGAAAAACCACCCACUUCACGGUUCUCCUUCUUCUUCCUCUUCUUGUUCUUGUUCUUUGUUCUUGUUUGUGUUCUUUGUCGUGCACUUUCAUAAUAUAGAAGCUGUAUAAUCAUGUCCAUAGAGUUGGAUAGUAGAGCAGCUGGAAUGUCACGUGGAGGGUCGUCGAGUGCUUUGGCUUUGGAGGGUUUGAAUGAGUGCAGUCCAUGUUCUUCUUCUUCUUCAGCAUCACCAUCACCAUCACCAUCACCAUCUUCAUCAUCUUCGAUCGGGAGGAAUAGUGAUGUGUCAUCGGACGGUGAGGAUUGCGGAGAGAAUGAAGCACAGAGUUCUUAUAAAGGGCCUCUUGAUAUGAUGGAAGCCUUGGAAGAAGUCUUGCCUAUAAGGAGAGGGAUCUCAAAUUUCUACAAUGGUAAAUCAAAGUCGUUCACAAGUUUAACAGAGGCAUCCUCUUCAUCCAACAUUAAAGACAUUGCAAAAGCAGAAAAUGCCUACACCAGGAAACGCAGAAACCUUCUUGCCUUCAAUCAGGUGUGGGAAAAGAACCGAAAUUUCCCAUUGAAAAGUCAAGGGGGUGGGAUAUCAAAGAGACCACUCAGCUCAAGUCGAAGUACAUUGGCUUUUGCAGUUGCCAUGAGCAGCAGCAGCUCUGAAAGCAUCAGUAACUCAAGUGAUGAUUCGAUUUCAAGGUCUCCUCCUCUUCCAUCUUCACCUCUGCCGCCACGGCAUCCACAAAGUAAAUCAACUAAAAACAGCAUACUUUCAUCAUCUCCACCGCAACUAAAUUCAUCGGCUUGGCGUUCAUUCUCAAUGGUUGAUUUACAACAAUGUGCCACUUCUGCAACUACAACUACUUCCACUUAUCAAUUGUGAACUAAACCAGUCAUUCCAAACUAACUUGACUUGAAAAAAUCUCUUAUGCCAUUCUUAUACUAAUCUCAAUAGAGUUUAUAGUAGGGGAUGGUGUUCUCUGAUCUUUGUUGUCUUCUCCAUAUUUUCUUAUAAUAGUUUUAAACCUAUGGCAUGCGUUUUCUAACAUGGUAACAGAGUUAUGAGAGUUAUCCUCAUAUGUAACCUUCAUUAAUUAUGAGAGCUAACCCUCUUUGUGCC